AUGGAGCUUCUGAGGGACUAUGACAUCACCAUUCUCUGUCAUCCGGGGAAAACUAAUGUUGUAACUGAUGCCUUGAGUCCCAAGGCUGCCUAUAGCUCCAGAUAUUCCAUUCAAUUGGGUGCUAUGAAGAUGUAUCGAGAUCUGAGGCAACACUGCUGGUGGGGGAGGAUGAAGAGAGAUAUUGCAGAUUUUUGUGGGCAAGUGUGGGAACUAUCAGCAAGUCAAGCAGAGUUGGGUACUCAGUUGGAUCUUAGUACAACUUUUCAUCCCCAGACUGAUGGUCAGUCUGAGAGGACUAUCCAUUUACUUGAGGAUAUGUUGAGAGCAUGCGUCAUAGAUUUUAGUGGUCAAUGGGACAAGCACAGAUUUAUUGAGAGAGUCUGUGGACAGGGUGAAGCUUAUUCAGGAAAAGCUUCUAGCAGCCCAGAGUCAACAGAAGAUGUAUGUGGACUGAGAGGUUCGGGACUUAGAAUUUAUGCUGGGCGGGCAGGUGCUUCUGAAGAUCUCACCCAUGAAGGGUUUUAUGCGAUUUGGGAAGAGAGGCCUGUUAGGUGUUCAUCUGAUUUUUAUGUAGGUAUGCUGAAGAAGUAUCAUUCUGAUGGUUCCUAUAUAGUUCCUUGGGAUUCUGUGUUGCUUGAUGAGCAUUUGUCUUAUGAGAAGGAGCCUAUAGUGAUUUUGGAUAGGCAGGUUAGGAAGCUGAGGCCGAAGGAGAUUGCUUGGGUCAAGGUUUGGUAG
Molecule: messenger RNA, 735 nt
Organism: Lycium ferocissimum
Lineage: Eukaryota; Viridiplantae; Streptophyta; Magnoliopsida; Solanales; Solanaceae
Exons: 5
Coding region: 1-735 (244 amino acids)
Molecular function (GO): nucleic acid binding
Source: RefSeq, a predicted model, not a curated record